Molecule: messenger RNA, 445 nt
Organism: Epinephelus lanceolatus (giant grouper)
Lineage: Eukaryota; Metazoa; Chordata; Actinopteri; Perciformes; Serranidae
Source: RefSeq, a predicted model, not a curated record
AUGUUAAACCUGGCAGCAGCAACAAAUGGGUCGGUGGGAACGUCAGCACCCAUGUCCCUACUGGACUGGUAUGAUCUGGACCAGGAGCUGAUCCUGAUGCUGGAGAGACCAGUUCCCUCCAUGUACCUACUCAAGUACACUGAGGUCAACAGUCGCUCCCUAGAGAAAGAGGAGGCCAAGAUUAUACUAAAGCAGCUCCUUGAUGCGGCAAUUGAACUCCAGGAUAUGUACAUCUUUCACUGUGACAUCAAGGUGGGAAAUAUCCUGAUCGGCUCGGAUGUCCCACGCAUUCGCAUCAUUGUCUUCGGGCUGAGCUGCAUCGUCAAGAAAAGGUCCUUUUAUCGCGUCUUCUAGAGUAAGAUGUCAAUCCUCUGCUGUCCGAAGACUGCCAGGAUUUCUUGUGGACAUGUUUGACAGAAGACCCAAAGCAGCGCGUCGCCCUGGC